Messenger RNA from Brienomyrus brachyistius, 4177 nucleotides. It is a transcript of the gene nell3, whose product is annotated as NELL (neural EGFL like) family member 3. The record is from RefSeq and is a predicted model, not a curated record. NCBI's taxonomy places the organism in Eukaryota, Metazoa, Chordata, Actinopteri, Osteoglossiformes, Mormyridae. The transcript has 6 exons. Bases 494 to 3247 code for a protein of 917 amino acids. Gene Ontology annotation, molecular function: calcium ion binding; protein binding.
CAUCCGUGAGCCUUGGCUCCAUGCUGACAGGAUACGUCCUACGCGAAGGACACAAACUGAAAGAAUACAGCUGUAUCAAUAAACUUACGGUUAAAGUUUGGCACUUCCCACACCACGGACCAAUACUCGUGCGCAAAGAAAAGUACAGCAAUGCCAAUCUACGCAACUGAGACUAUAAAAUGGAGUGUAUUUGAUAGCGCAAACGGUGAAACGAGCAUCCAGAUCCCCCAGCUCCAGUGCCAACUGCAGCCUUAACAAGCGAGCCUGUAGGAAGGUAGAGGGUUAAUGUAGAGACGGGGAAACCUGAUGCUAAUUAAGUCCCUGGAAUGCCACAUCCUGACAUUCCCGUCCGGAAUCAUCCAGGCUUAGUCAGAAGCCCUGGAUAAGGCAGCGAGCGGCGGGACAUGGACACGUCCCGUUAUUUGAAUCCUUACUGACGUCCGCAGGACCCACGAACUGCAACCCAAAGGCUCAACGAGGAAACACCUUCAAAAUGACAACAUUAAAAAUCUGGCUUUUUCUCUUCUGCUGGACCGCUUUAACGUUUGCCAGCGUGAAAAGCUUUGAAGAAACAUGCAGAGGAACGCAUUGCUUCGGCGCGGGGAUCGCGGACCCGAAGCCCUGCUCCGGGACCCAUUGCUCGGGGCGACAUGUCAGACCCAUUCGGCAGUUCCCGGCAGGGACGCAGGGCUGGUCAGCACACAUCGCUCCCAGCCACCACAGCGGACAUCCGAGCAGCCACACCAGGGUGCAUUCAGAGCCGUUUACGAUCGUUAAUCCUCAUCGUGGAGCCGGAGACAUGGGCAAGCAGGGUGCCCGGGGAAGACCCACCGACGGACUGGGUGCGGGGUGUGCCGGGGCGGAUUGCGCCACCCCGCACCGACAAGGGAGCAACAUCACAACGGAUUGCUGGGGGAUAGAGUGCAAACUGCCGCUCAGGAUACGGCCGAAGCCCAGACCACGACCGUGCGCCGGAGAAGGAUGUUCCGCCAGUUCCGACCACGCAGAGAGUCAGGCUCCUCUGCCCCACAUGCCGGACAGGGCUGCCCAGUUCUUGGGGGAGUUUCCAGACUUCGGAUACCCAGCGUCGGAUCUUGGCGGUGCCCCCCUCGGAGUUCAGCUUACUUGCGACAUUAAACCAGGGGAGAAUGAGGUGCCCUCAGAGGAUGCCCUGGUCCUGCAGCUGCAGCUAGCUAAAGGGCAGGAGCAGUUGGUGGAGGCACUGCGGAGCCAGACCACUGCGAUCCGGGAGCUGCAGCAGCGGCUGGCGGAGCAGCAGAGCGCCCUGAUUGGCCAGCAGCGUGAGAUCCUACAGCAGCAGCAGGAGAUGCUGGAGCAGGUGGCAGCGGUCAAGGCGCAGUAUGGGACGCUGGCUGAGAUGCUGAAGCAGGUGUCGCCGCAGGGUCUCCAUGGCGACAUCCAGGGCUACUUCGCGAGCCACCUGCAGAAGUCCUACGCCGUGCACAAGGUGGACUUGGAUGCCAAGGUGAUGGAUAUCGGGCCCCUACCAUCAGCACCGCAGCACUGCGGAGCCUGCGAGCCCGAGGAGUACUGCAACUUUCAGAGGGAGCCCCCCCAGUGCGAGAGGUGCACCAUGUGCCCCCCUGGCUUCUUCCUGGUGUCGCAAUGUUCGCUGAACGCUGAUCGCAUAUGCCAGGACAGAGAUGAAUGCCUUGAAUUACCAAACCUCUGUGGCGAACGAAUCAAAUGCCUCAACACUCCAGGUGGAUUCAGGUGCCUGGGUGUCUCCGAGAGGGAUGCCAGUGCCGGUUUAUGUGGACAUGACUACUUCUACAACAUGGAGCUCCAGGAGUGCCAGGCAUGUUCUGAUUGCGACGGGGAGUCGGUAGUCUUGGCCUGCUCAGCGGUCAGCGACACCAUGUGCGGCUCCCCCUCUGAGAACAGGCUGUCCCGGGCCUGGGCCGCGACGAUCCUCCUGCCCUUGGCUAAGGAGUCUGCCGGGCACAUCUACCCCGGCAUGCAGCUCAGCAUCCAGGGGAAGGAGGAGGGCCAAGGCCUGCUAUCCAACACGGACGGAAGCCUGGUGUUCCAGCAGCAUGGCCUGCUGUGGGGCGACUUUAACUUUGCCCUGAGACACAGCUGCCGGAACUUCCUCCAGGUCUCCAUAAGGAUGAACAACAGCGAGGAGGGCCUGGAGCUCAGUGGGGCGCGAGUCGAGCAACCAGAAGGGAAGUACUACCAGAGCGUGAGUGUAAGCGGUACGGCAGAAGUGGAGCCGGAGCACAUGCUGUCCCUGUCCCUGAAGAGCCCCAACCAGUACUGCAACCAGAGCAAGGACGUUCACGUCUACGAGCUCAUCACACCCUUCAGCCUCUUCUGGCUGUCUCACGACACGGGUGCCGUGACCAUGACGGCCCAGACGUCCAUGUCAAUGCAGUACCAGACAAACUACCGGCCCACCUUCAAGGUGACAUCCAUCUCGGACCCCUACAUGGUCAGUCUGUCGCAUGACGGCCGGGCUGUGAGGUUCACUGACAAAGGGGUGGUGAAGUUCGUUUUCCAGCAGGCUGUCUACUCCAUGGGACAUACCUGUGUGCGGGACGGCUUCUCAGUGGCAGCCUACCUGAACUCCAAUGGGACCAAUUCAGAGAUCACACAGGCAUUCAAGUCAGGGGUGAACUACCGGGACACAUCCGUCUCCGUGUCCGGGGUCAGUGUGGUCGAUGCUGGUGACACACUAAGCUUUGAGAUCCAUUCACCGGCACAGUGCAACGUCCGCUACUUUGGUGACAACUCCGGCAUCAGCACGAUGAGCCUCGUCUGGAUCCCCUCUGCUAUCUCCGUUGCCCUGUCAUCCACUGUCUCCAAGACGGCCCUACCGUCGGGGGCCGUGCGCAACAAGGCACUGCUUUUCCGCCAGGUGACGCCUGGAGUGGCACAGGUGCAGCUGGUGGCUUCCGGCCAGUGGGCGAGCAGAAACUUCGUCUUUCGGGAGACUGGCAUAGCCAGCGUCAGCCUCAGCCUCAAGAUGAUCCAUUCCUGCAACGUGGUGAAGCUCACGCUUCACCGCCAAGGGAGUGAUCGGCUUCAGCCGGCGCCACUGGCCCAGCAGGUGGGCGGACACAUGCCCGAGGGCACUGACUGGACCAGCGUGGGUCUGAGGGCCUCCUUCGAGGUCCAGAAUGGCACUAUGGUCUUCGCCACACUUGACUGUGUGCGCGGACGUGUCAACCAGAUCGCUCACGAAGGGGCCACUGAUAUCUCCAUCCUCUGGGUGGCUGCUUGAUUCACAGCAACUGGUUCCGAAAAGAUGCUGUGAAACACAUUUAUGGUCCUUGGGACCACGACAUGUGGCACAAAAUGCAUUUUUGGCGUGCGUCAUGUGACUUUCUUCAGUUUACGUUGUCAUGUUUGUGUGACUUGUGGAUGGGUGUAGUGUUUUAUCUAAAGCUAAUGUACAAUGCACAUAUUUACUGAAGUAAUCUAAAAAAAAAACACUUCAGUAUUUUAUAACACUGAUGCUCCAUUUUCUAUCACAAGUAAAUGUUUUUCUUAAGGGCUCUUUUCUCUAUACAUGUAGGCUGGUUGAUAACUGACCAAAAUCAGAGGACUGUUUUCAUUGCAUUCACUUCUGUGUGUUAUUUUCUAUACAAACCAAGUAUCAAUUGUACAUUAUUUUGUGUGUGCAUGUUUGAAGAAGAAAUACGUAAAAUGUUUUCAUUCAAGAAAAUAUUUUAUUCAUGUAAUCUACUGUAAGCGUACAGUACAGUUGAUUAAAAAAAUGCAUCACAUGUAAUUCAAAUAAGCAAAUUUAAAGUCGUGAUAUUCAAUAUACUGUACACCAUUGUUUCACAGAUAAAAGACUUUUAACAAUGACAAAUGUCAGUUUAGUUUACAGAGGUUAUCUGCAGCUGUGCAGUUACAUACAUCUUUACAUAUGAGAAGCCCUGUGGUUGGGCAUUGGCAGUUUAAUAGUGUUACUUGGUGCUAUGCCUUAUCAGUGGCAUGAGAUUUCACCCCAUACAGCCUCAUGAAAACCUUAUUUAUCAGCUUUUAUGGGACAGUAAUAAGCUGCAUCUUAUGAGUCGGGACGAUGACACUUGAAACACGGUAAGAAUUUUAUGGGUAACGUCUCGAUAUUAUUUACCUAUAUAUGUAAUUAGUGUUUAUACCCCUUUUGCAACUAAUAAAAUUCACGUUUAUUUUGACAGAUAUA